Messenger RNA from Drosophila teissieri, 620 nucleotides. RefSeq lists its product as uncharacterized. Bases 148 to 555 code for a protein of 135 amino acids. The transcript is spliced from 2 exons. Lineage: Eukaryota; Metazoa; Arthropoda; Insecta; Diptera; Drosophilidae. The record is from RefSeq and is a predicted model, not a curated record.
GUCAAACAAAGAGAACUUUUGAAACCCUACAAGCAAAAUACAAAUUAUGAAUUAAAAAAAAAAGAUUUGAUAAACGGAUUCCCUACCAAUAUAUCAAAAUUCAAAACAACUCCUGCCAAUUGACAUCAAACACAUGGUAAAUCCCAGAUGAGCGAACAGGACUUUUCAUAUAGGAGACUUUUGCCGACGUGCAGGGUGAUCGUCUCCAUAAUGGCCUUCGUAUCCUGUGUAUCGGGCGUGGUUGCCGGCUACCUUUUCAUGACCAGUUUGUCAGGCGUCUCUGAGGCGGUAAAGAUUGUAUGGACCACCGGAUCGGCCCUCUAUGCAUUUUCCUCGCUCCUGUUGAUUAUUGCAGUUUGGAAGUUGAUUAAAUGGCUGGCCUAUCCAUACAUGUGCAUGCUGCUCAUGGCCAUUGCCGUCUACACGAUGAUCCUGCAGUGGUUAUUGAAGAACCUAGCGGCUGCCGUUUUCUCAUCCGUGGCCAUCAGCUUUAUUUUCCUUGGAGUGACGUUGAACAUGACCAAAAACCUGGAUGACCUACGCAUAGCUCCGUAAAGCAGUACAAAUUGUACUCGGUUAGUAUUGGAUUUGUAUUCUAAAUUUAUAGUGUAGUUAUCAUG